CCAUAUCUUCUGUCUAAUCUGCUUCACUCAUUCAUUCAUUCUUCUUUUCCUCCAUAUAGGCUUAAUUAAAUUGAGAGCAUUAUUCAUAUUACCAUGUUUCCUUUACAACGAGGCAAUGAGCUGGUGAUUCAGUUUUCUAAUACCUCCCACCAACACAAAAUCUCCCAAGAUCUGAUCCUUGAAGAUUAUGCUUCUCUUGAUGUCAAUGAUUCUGAUAAAAUAUUGUUCACAAAAAGCCAAUCAUCAAAUAAACUAUUUUAUGAUGGUGGUGCUGCUGCUGAUGAGGAUAACAACAACAACAACAACAACAACAACGAUUCUAACAACGAUGAUGAUAAUAAGAAGAAGAAGAUGGUUCAUAGAGAGAUUGAGAGGCAAAGGAGGAAAGAAAUGGCUACCCUUUAUUCCUCCCUUAGAUCCCUUCUCCCUCUUCAGUUCAUCAAGGGAAAGCGUUCAAUAUCUGACCACAUGAACGAGGCAGUGAAUUACAUAAAGUACCACCACCAUGAUAACAAUGAUAAACCUACAUCUAGCACUAACAGAUACUUCACUCUCCAUGAGAGUGAUAAUGGUGUUCUCGGAAUUGAAAUCACCGGUGGCGCCGCCGCCGCCGGAGAAGAAGAAGGUGUCACACUAUCAGAGAUUCUGGGCUACUGGUUGAAGAAGAAGGACUUGAAGUUCUUAUUCCUUUCUAGCAAAGUCAAUGGAAGAUUGGUCCACAGUGUUCAGUGUGAGGUAAUCAAUUCCAACAGUGUAGAUCUAUUUGAGCUGAGAAGGAAACUUGCAAGUUUAAUUCAAUGAUUGUUUCCAUGAUCAUCAUCCUUUGGAUUAUGUUCUCUGAUUAAUUAACUUUAAUUUGUGGUUGCAUUAUUGGAGCUAGCUAGCUAGGCUCACAGUUUAAUUUGGGUAAUGUUAGGAAUGAGAUUGAAGACAUAUAAUUAACAUCCUUGCAUUGUGGGUCUUAAUUUCUAACUGCAUGAUGAUUAGGAUUUUGUUUGGUAAAUGGUUUCUUUUAUAUUGGCACUGCA
Arachis stenosperma is the source of this 1028-nucleotide messenger RNA. RefSeq names its product transcription factor bHLH118-like. Gene Ontology annotation, cellular component: RNA polymerase II transcription regulator complex. Gene Ontology annotation, biological process: regulation of transcription by RNA polymerase II. Gene Ontology annotation, molecular function: DNA-binding transcription factor activity, RNA polymerase II-specific; RNA polymerase II transcription regulatory region sequence-specific DNA binding; protein dimerization activity. The record is from RefSeq and is a predicted model, not a curated record. The transcript has 3 exons. The coding region runs from base 94 to 801 and encodes 235 amino acids. NCBI's taxonomy places the organism in Eukaryota, Viridiplantae, Streptophyta, Magnoliopsida, Fabales, Fabaceae.